This is a messenger RNA of Paramecium sonneborni, 1164 nucleotides long. The record is from the annotation of a GenBank genome assembly. Lineage: Eukaryota; Ciliophora; Oligohymenophorea; Peniculida; Parameciidae.
AUUUAUGAUAAAAAUAAUACUUGGAUUUGUCUCAUUAUUUAGUGUGAUAGCUUAAGAUGUCAUUAUAUGUAGUGGUUUUAUUAGAAUUCCAAAGGCAGAUAGGUAAGAUAUUAAUGUUAAUCAAAUUGAAAUGAAACUUUUAGGAACAAAUAAUUAAUUUAUUGAUUAUAUUGAAAUAUCAGAAAAUGGAUUCUAUUCUAUAGAAAUCGAAGAUGAUGCUUCUUCAUUAAUUGAUUACACUAUUUUUAUUUAACCAAAAGUAAAAGGAUUUAUAACAAGUCCAAGUUAAAUUAAUUUAAAAUUCCAAUCCAAAACAUUUGAUGAGGCUAGCACUUUUUGUAAUAAAUAGUUGAAUUUUUCUAUUAAGAGAGCACCACUUGAAGAGCCAAAAGUAUAACAAUAAUAAUCAUAACAAUAAUAACAAUAAUAAUAACAAUAAUAACAAUAAUAACAAUAAUAAUAAUAAUAAGAGAGAACUUCUACUUAAAAUGAUAAAGUUGAGAAAGCAUAAUAAUAAACAGAAGUAGAUUCGAAUUUUGAAAAUACAGUUGAUUAAACAAAUUAAUAAUAAUAUGAUUAAACUUUUUUUGAAUAAGUAACAGAAACAGAAUAAGAAAAAUAAUAAGUCUAAGUAGAUGAAAUACAAGAAGAAUUAUUAAAUUUAGAUAUUGAUGAAAAGUCAUUUGAUCAUUUUAGAUUGAUAGGAUAAGUGGUUUUUGAAGGAGAUUUUACAUAAACAGAAAAAAAUUUGUAUUAUAUUAAAUCUUUUAAAGUAUUUGAUAAUCAAGAUGGUAUUAUAUUUAAAUAUUUACAAGAGUAAGUUUAAGGAAGAACAUUGAGUUUUCAUAAUUACUUCGAAGUUGAAAUAAAUGAAGCUAAAACUCUUAAAUUAUUUUUAGUUGUUGAAAAAACUAAAGAAAAAGGAGAAAAUACUAAUAAAUAACUAAAUUUCGAAUAAAAAAUAUCAAAAAUAUAAUUACUUAAUAGAUAGAUAACUGCUUAACCAGUAAUAUAUUUUAAUCAUUUAGAUCAUAUUUCAUAUAAAGAAGGAAACAUCUACAAAAGAAUAGAAUAAAGUAGGCUAAGUAAUUGCUCCAUUAGUAAUUUUUGGGUUAGUUUUGGCUAUGUUUAAUUAUGAUAAAAUAUUAAAAAAAAAGUGAUUCU